This is a messenger RNA of Symbiodinium sp. CCMP2456, 468 nucleotides long. The record is from the annotation of a GenBank genome assembly. NCBI's taxonomy places the organism in Eukaryota, Dinophyceae, Suessiales, Symbiodiniaceae.
AUGCUGAACAGGAUUGGUCCUAAGUAUGGCAUCCAGUUUUCGUGGAAUGGCACCAGCUCUUCUGCAAUGGACAGCCUGCGCCUGCUGCUUUGGGCACAAAGCCAGGGAAAGAACGAGGAGUUGAUGGCUGCGUUGGGCUGGCGACACCACAGCGAAGACCAGCAGCUCGCCAACCACAAGGUGCUCUUGGACUCAGUGGAAGAGGCAGGCCUCGACAAAGCAGAGGCAAAGAAGGUGCUGGAGUCUACCAGAUUCCAACGGGAGCUCCAGGAAUGUAGCUCUCUUUGGCUGCGGAAGACGCUUGCGCCCGCAGGCUAUGGAGUGAUGGUGAGCGGCAUCCCGGUGCUCGUCUUUCGCCCUGCGCAGCAAGAUGGUCGGCAAAGACUCCAGGAGGAGAUUCUGCGUGGCUCCAUUCCACAAAGCGAUGUCGACAGAGUCCUUCAGCGGCUCGAGGCCUCAAUCCGAUAA